Molecule: messenger RNA, 3706 nt
Organism: Toxorhynchites rutilus septentrionalis
Lineage: Eukaryota; Metazoa; Arthropoda; Insecta; Diptera; Culicidae
Product: neuromedin-U receptor 1-like
Exons: 5
Coding region: 806-2914 (702 amino acids)
Biological process (GO): neuropeptide signaling pathway
Cellular component (GO): plasma membrane
Molecular function (GO): neuromedin U receptor activity
Source: RefSeq, a predicted model, not a curated record
CCAUCGACCGUUCCGCAGGUCGAUUCUCCAGCACUCGCUGUUGCGUAGCAAAUUUGGCAGUUUGGUGAUUGGUUCCAGGUUCAAAUGUUUGAGAUGUGAGACUGCUAAAACGGUUCUAUUCUAUCCUGUGUAACCCAAGUGACAGAAGCAAUAACUUUUAUUGUGAAGCCAAUUCGUGUACUGGAUGUGUACUCCCGCGUAUUAUUACAUCUCUGUCGUUGGAGUUUAACGAGCGCAAAAUGUAUCAUAAAAUCACCGAGGAUGGAUUUCAGUUGUCUACCAACGGUUAAUUCGGCCCAUUUAUCUGAUACGGCAGCAGGGCCUAUCGUUCCGUGGAAAUUUUGGCAGCAGUUCAAGUAUUAUAUUGUUAUACCCAAUUUGUAAUCUUGAUUGAACAGAAGACGUAAUUGUGAUUGAUUGAGUGUGCUUAUUGGAUCCAUGGUGACGUUAAAUAGGAUUAACUGUGCAAUAGAAUUUUUCGCAAUACAAUUCAUGUAGUAUAAAUGUUGAAGUUUGUUGAAGUGGUUCGUGUAAUUCAUCUGGAUAUAUAUCAUUUUCUGCGUAUGUGGUACAGGAAGACUACGCAAUGCUAUUUCGGCAUGAUCGGUUUGAAACUACCGGAGAAUUAGUGGAUAAACUUUUCGGAGAACCCAUAAAGGUUCCUGUGAGGGCACAGAACUUCCCACCAGUAUGAAGGAAACACAUCAACCUCAUGAGCACCGCGUGGGAGCACUAUUUGGCAGCAUGAGUGUUUUUGGUUACAAUCGAGUAUAUAUAAUGACGAGAUGAACACACAAAAAUAAUAAUGCUCAGCACAAACGAAACAUAUGGAAUGAAACAAGUAGCAAUUCGGCAUGAAAAUGAAACCUUCGCGCCUGUGAUAAUCAACACCACAACCGUGUUGGACUUAAUCUACGCGGGAGAGUCGGGGUUGCCCUCCGAUAUGACAUCAGCUAAUCAUGGCGGCGUUUAUGACAACACAAUCGACAACUUAACGGCUAUUUAUGGCCCGAAGCGAGAUCCCCUGUAUGUGGUGAUACCGAUAACUAUAGUAUACGUGCUAAUUUUUCUCACCGGAGUGGUCGGCAACAUAAGCACGUGUAUUGUGAUAGCGAAAAACAAAUCAAUGCACACGGCAACCAAUUAUUACCUGUUCAGUUUGGCCAUAUCGGAUUUUCUAUUAUUGGUUUCGGGAGUCCCGCAAGAGAUCUACUUUAUCUGGAGCAAAUAUCCGUACAUUUUCGGGGAGCUGUUUUGUGUGGUGCGAGGAAUUGCAGCGGAAACAUCGGCCAACGCCACCGUCCUGACAAUCACGGCGUUCACCGUGGAACGCUAUGUGGCAAUAUGCCAUCCAUUUUUGUCCCACACAAUGUCCAAACUUUCCCGAGCCAUUCGAUUCAUUUUCGCCGUGUGGAUCGUGGCCAUUGUGUCCGCCGUUCCGCAGGCGCUCCAAUUCGGGGUAACAAACCAAUCAGGUGUGGACCAGUGUGUGGUGAAGCGGAUCAUUAUCCAGCACUCGUUCGAGCUGUCAACUUUUCUGUUCUUUUUCGCACCAAUGACACUGAUCACGGUGCUCUACGCGUUGAUAGGGCUCAAACUUCGGUCUUCCACAAUGAUGCAGCGCGACGGAACGCUGCAACGACGGUGCAAUGCCUGUCCGAAUGCUCGCCAGCAGGGAACGAGCCAAGGAACGAGAAGGGUUCUGAAAAUGUUAGUUGCGGUUGUGGUGGCAUUUUUCAUCUGCUGGGCACCUUUCCAUGCGCAACGGCUAGUGUACAUUUACGGCGUUGACAAGGACCAUCAACCCAGCGAUCCAUUGAUUCUCAAGCUGUUCGUGAUAACCACUUAUAUUUCGGGCAUCCUGUAUUAUCUAUCAACCUGCAUCAACCCACUGCUGUACAACAUAAUGAGCAACAAAUUUCGUCAAGCUUUCAAGGAGACGCUGGCCCACGGCUGUCAUAUUGCGCGCAAACCACACGGCGAAGAGCGACCAUACCGAAUACUAUCCCGACGGAAGCGACGGUCCAUUUCAAACAAGGAGUCUUCUGAAUUCUCAGGCAAUUCCAUUAAGGAUGAUAGCUUGUACUCGUCCUCUACUCAAAAGCAAUCCAUCGAUUCCAUAGCCCCGUCCCGAGGCCAUUCUAUAAAACGCUGCGGCCGCGAUCAUCAUCGCUCAACGCCGGCGGAACGCGAAGUCGGAUCGACGACGGAACGCAGCAACACCGCAACUCAGCGGCAUCCGUCCCAGAUAGUGGUGACCUCAUCGGCGCAUCUUAAUCUCUACACGGAAGAGCGGGAACUUUUUCUGAACAUUUUCCCGUCAAACGAUUCCCUGUCGCCGCCAUCCGAGCACCAUAUGUCCCGCAUCAGUAUACAGCUGAAUCGGCUGAGCUCCGAAGAUUCCGCACAGCUGUGUCUGUCUUCAUCGCGUCAGGAUCCGGCACUGAUUGUGGCAACAUCCUUCCAGGAUAACUCUUCCCGCCGCCAGCACGAACAACAACAGCGGCAAUAUGGCGAGAUAACCAAUUUGGAUGUGAGACACAGCAAAGAAGGCAAAAUAAAAAUAUUUAUUAAGCAUAAAAAUCGUGAACACCGCAAGCGGCUCAAAUUCUGGCGAUACUUUCGUCACAUAUCGCCGAAGAAAGACCGACAUCUUCGUCGCCACCCAACGCGCCCAACGACGGUACAUUUUUACAGUCCGGAUUUAUGCAGUCAGCGCGAUGACGGUUCAAAGGGUGAACAACAUUAUGCGUAUCAGCAGCAGCAGCAGCAGCAGCCGCCGCCCUCAUCAGUGGCGGCAGUUCCGACGGUAGAUUUUGGCCUAUCAGCUUCGAGCGGCUUCGAGGAUGACUUGGAAGCGUACAUGAAAGAGAUCAAAUUGAGGCAAAAUCAGUGCGGGACGACCGUCCCCUGAGUGAUUUGUGCGACGACUUUGGCGAUAGAGCUAACACACGUCGCCUCCCCCACAAACGGAAAGCGUGAGGAAAUUUACUACACACAUUGUUAUCUACGAAAAGGUUCUUCUCUUUCUCUGAAGAACCAUUAGGGAAUUGAUUUUUCAUUUAUGCCGAAAAGUUGAGCUGCAGACAGACGGUGAUCGUUUUUCGAACGUUUUCGGUGUGAUGGAAGUAUUGUUGUGAUAAUCAUGUAUAGGAAAUAUCUAGGUUCGGGUCGGUACCAUGUGUAAAGGUGUAAACGAAACUAUAUUUUACGACAAGUAAUCCCGCUAUAGAAGAGUUUAUAUGUGUCAAUUUGAACUUGAUUCACAAAAGCACUAUUUGUCUGUCGGUUUCUCUGAUCAAACUCACAGACGGAAAUAGGGUCCAGUGGAUGUGUGUGUGUGUGUGUGUGUAUGUGUGUGUGUGUGGUGUUAGAAAUUACGAACAGAUUAAUUCAUCACCCCGCUAAACGAGAUCAUUCAGUGUGAUACUUAAUUCAAUCAAAACGCUUCAUAUAAAUAGAGCUUGCUUCACAUUGAAGUGAACGAAAGAGGGCAUGCAUCGGAGCUGUUAAGUAGAGAUGCAAGCGUGAAAUCAACGAACGAAGAGUCUUGGGUUGGAAUGUGGAUUUGCUAUUUCAAUAAAAUAAAAUUAAAAAAAUCAGACAACGUAAUCUUCGAGUGAAAUGGCUGUUCAUAGAUUUACCUUUUUUAUGUUAAAUUCAUUGCAAUAGUUUAGUAUAUGUGCAAUUAAAGAAAAUAAGUAAG